Molecule: messenger RNA, 1082 nt
Organism: Camelina sativa (false flax)
Lineage: Eukaryota; Viridiplantae; Streptophyta; Magnoliopsida; Brassicales; Brassicaceae
Product: protein transport protein sft2-like
Biological process (GO): vesicle-mediated transport
Cellular component (GO): membrane
Source: RefSeq, a predicted model, not a curated record
UAAAAGCUAAGAAACGACACCGUUGACACCGAUCGACGUUACAGCUUCGGUUUUCUACUUUUUCCCUUCCUCCCUGAGUCCCUGAGUAAUUCGCUAUAGCUGCGGCGUUUGACCGAAACCUUAAACGUCCACGGAAAAUCUCCGAUCGUCGGCGUUCUGGUCUUUCACUGUUUGCUUCGCCUUGAAACCAAAUUGAAAAAAAAUGUCACAAGGAUGGUUUUCGAUGGGCGGAAGUAGCAGCGGAGAUCAGAAGCAGGAGCAGCAGCAAUCGGGUUCGUCUCUUCUCGCUGAUUGGAAUUCUUACGCUGCCUCGAGAGAUUUCGAGGAAAGUGGCGGAAGCUUUGGCUUUGAUAUCGAAUCCGCCGUUAGAUCUGCCAAUGACACUGUUUCUGGCACCUUCAGUGUGGUUUCAAAGGGAGUUAGAGAUAUUCCGGGAAGCCUGCAGUCAGCAACCAGCAGUAUGCCGUCAGGAAAAGCACUGAUGUAUUUCGGUUUAUUUCUCGCCAGUGGUGUGUUCUUCAUCUUCAUUGCCUUCACAAUGUUUCUUCCAGUCAUGGUGCUUAUGCCACAGAAAUUUGCCAUUUGUUUCACCAUUGGAUGUGGAUUCAUCAUUGGAUCCUUCUUUGCACUUCGUGGCCCACAAAAUCAGCUUGCACACAUGUCAUCGAUGGAGAGGCUUCCUUCAACCCUAGGUUUCAUUGCCACCAUGGUUGGUACCAUAUACGUAUCGAUGGUUCUCCACAGCUACAUUCUCUCAGUGCUCUUCUCUGUGUUACAGGUUCUUGCGCUGAUUUACUAUUGUAUAUCCUACUUCCCUGGUGGGUCAUCCGGCAUGAGGUUCCUCAGUUCUGCUCUCACCUCAUCUGUGCUAAGAGUGUUCGGGAGAUGAGCUUGCACAGCCAAUUUGUGAGAAAGAACAAUACUUUACUUAUUGGUGUACAAAGAAAGAUGUCAGAGCUUUUUCCGUAUGCUCUUUAACAUAGGUUUGAUGAAAAUACUUUAAAAAGACAAAUGAUCUUGAAGUAGAUGUUUAAUGAAGAACCCAAGUGAUGUUAUAACUAUCUUCUUCUUUUUUUAUUACA